AUGGAGCACGCCAUCUUUGUGGUUCCGGACUCCUUCCUUCACGAAGAACCCGCUGUGACCCCGCCACGAAGUGGAAUCGACAGGAUGAAACGUGCGGAUUUGAUCGCAGAACUUUGCCGGGAGCAGAUGAGGACGCAGUCGAUGGUGAAGCGCAAGGACGAGCUGAAGGCCACCUUGCUGCAGUGCAACAAGCUGCUGACGGACACCAGGCGCGCAUUGCAGGAUCAGGAGCGGGAGCACCAGUUGACCAUAUUCCAAAACCAGGAGUUAACCAGGGAACGGGACGCUUUGGCCGCCGAGAGAGACGCUCUGCUGCAGCAGCUCCAACAGGAGAUGGCCAGGAGCGAGGCUCUGCGCCAACAAGUGCUGGAGCAGGACCAGUCCAAGGAUGCCAUCGUGGAGAGCAUCCUGCAGGAGAACGCAGCCCAGGAGACGCACCUGAGAUCGGCGAUCGGGGAGCUUGCCGACCAGCGGGACUUGUUCCACGACAAGAUGCACGAGGUGGAGGAACAGCUGGAGAAGAUCCACGAGGAGAACAACUGUUCGGUCUGCCUGUCGCCCUGGGAGGCAGAGGGCGCCCAUCGCAUGGUGUCCCUGAAGUGCGGCCAUCUCUUCGGCGACAGUUGCAUCCGCCUGCAUUUGAGCCGUGUAAAAGAAUGCCCAUUUUGCAAGCAGCAGGUGCGGGAUCGCGAUAUCCGGUACAUUUUCGGAUGCCACGUUCUGCGAACUCCUCCAUCGGCACAGGCUGCUCCCAUGCCGCGUCAAGUUCAGGCUGUUCCUCAAGUCCAGGCUGUUAACCAAGCCCAGGCUGCUCCUCGAGUUCAAGCUGUAAAUCAAGCUCAGGCUGCUCCUCGAGUCCAGGCUGCUCCUCCAGUCCAGGCUGUAAAUCGAGCUCAGGCUGUUCCUCAAGUGCGAGCAGUAAAUCAAGCUCAGGCUGCUCCCCAAGCCCCUCCUCACCCACAAGCUGUCCAUCACAACCAACGUAACAUCCAAAACUCUCGAAAUGGUAUGGCGCGAGUACUAUAA
This is a messenger RNA of Drosophila takahashii, 1026 nucleotides long. RefSeq names its product E3 ubiquitin-protein ligase rnf8-B-like. The record is from RefSeq and is a predicted model, not a curated record. Gene Ontology annotation, molecular function: ubiquitin-protein transferase activity. Gene Ontology annotation, cellular component: nucleus. Lineage: Eukaryota; Metazoa; Arthropoda; Insecta; Diptera; Drosophilidae. Gene Ontology annotation, biological process: interstrand cross-link repair; protein ubiquitination.